GUUCUAUCGGCCGCAAACCGCACUGCCUACGUCGUCGCAAUCAUGAACCCUGAAAAGAACCUUCCACGAUUCGAAUGUCCCGACUUCAAUCCUUUGAGAUACGAAUAUCUCGCGGUCCAAGACGAUGAUGGCGAUGCUGAUUCAUCGGGGAUCCAGCACUUCUUUGCCCUCGAUCUCCGCGAAUGCCUUCAUCUACUGCCGCGCUUCAUCGGAAGCAUCGUAGAAGCCAUCCGAUUCUUCGGUCCACAAAGCUGCGCGCUCUCCAUCAUUGAGGGUAACUCCCAUGACGGCACAGCUGAGGUCCUGGAGGCAUUGCGCCCGGAGCUUGAUGCCCUGACCAAAACGUACUACUUCAAAUCGAGCGACAUCAACCCGAAGCAAGGAGCUCGCAUUCAGAAGCUCACCGAACUCCGCAAUCUGGCGUUGCAACCCAUGCUCGACCCGAAGAACUCGAAGCUCUAUCCCGCCGAAGCAAACGCGACUGUUAUCUUCCUCAACGAUGUUGCCGCUUGCACAGACGAUAUUCUUGAGUUGGUCCAUCAGCGUCGCUUCCUCGGUGCUGACAUGACAUGCGCUAUGGAUUGGACCUAUGUCGGCCGCGACCCAACUUUCUAUGACGUAUGGAUUGCGCGGACGUUGGCGGCAGGUGAUUCGUUCUUUGAGAUUCCGCCCGAUGGCAACUGGAACUCUGCCUGGAACCUCUUCUGGAACGAGCCCACUGCGCGUGAGCGCUUCUUUGCCCACCAGCCCUUCCAGGUCUUCUCGUGUUGGAACGGCGCCACCGCUUUCACUGCAAAGCCCUUCUUGGAGAAGAAGAUCGCUUUCCGAGCUCCGAGAAAGGGUGAGUGUAUACAAGGCGAGCCUCAACUUCUCUGCAAGGACCUCUGGUGGCAUGGUUAUGGCAAGAUUGCCGUGGUGCCGUCGGUCAGUCUUGAGUAUUCAGACGAGAGGGGAAAGCAAAUUAAGGAGGCCCGGGACUUUACAACCCAGUUGGUUGGAGGGGAAGGCCAUGAAGAUGAUGCCAUUCAGUGGCAGGCGAGCCCUCCAGAGAAGGUUAAGUGCAUGUCCGACUAUGGCCAUCAGUUCUCUAAAGAAUGGAAUAAGACCCAGGUAGGGGUAUAA
Neurospora tetraspora is the source of this 1122-nucleotide messenger RNA. Its product is annotated as cryptococcal mannosyltransferase 1-domain-containing protein. NCBI's taxonomy places the organism in Eukaryota, Fungi, Ascomycota, Sordariomycetes, Sordariales, Sordariaceae. The record is from RefSeq and is a predicted model, not a curated record. The transcript has a single exon. The coding region runs from base 43 to 1122 and encodes 359 amino acids.